AUGAACGCUGUGUCGUUUUUCAAAGUGGCGUGUGGACAAUGCUAUAUUGUGAUGAAAUUCCAAAGAUCCGUUGCUUACGAUUCAGUACGACCUCUCGCCUACCAGGACGCGCAGGUGUUCCUUCUCUGUUUUUGCGUUGCUGAUCCCGAUUCUCUAGACAACGCUGUAAACAAGUGGUAUCCAGAGAUCCGAGAACACUGCGCAAACACGGCUGUCAUCCUUUGCGGUUGUCAGGUGGAUCUGAGAUCCGACAAGUUGACAGUUUCCGAGCUCUCCCUCGUCUUCAAAUCGCCGGUGACGCCCGAACAGGGGGUGAAUGUGAGCCGGCAAGUCGGUGCGACCACGUACGUCGAGACGUCAUCGAAAAACAGCAGUAAAACGGCGUGCGACGCCUUCGAAAUCGCCGCCCUUGCCGCCCUCGGCCGGCUGAACAUGAACACCUGCCUCGUAAGCCCGCCUCACAAAGGCGGUCCCGGACCCGCAAGGAGCAAGAGCAAAGUUGACCUGAAAGCCGAACUGCGGUACAGGGCCAAAAGCUGCACCGUCAUGUGACCGCUCUUCAGCAUUCUUCGUAAAUAAGCUUCAAGAACGAACUCACCGGCGGAUGUGUCGUUCUGUUACAUGGGUACUCGUCCUUCCCUCCCGAAAUCGGACCCUUUUCCACCUAUCCCUCAACAUUCCUAAGACGACUGAUAUUGGGUUUGUUUCAUCCGGAACAACGUCAAAACCAAAUAUCAGAAGGAAAGAAUACGAUAUUAUUAUCUAUAACUAUCUUCUCUCAAUUCGAAAUUAUUGUGAUAGUAAACUUCAUCUUUGAUGAAAAAAAGUGUGAUCUGAGCUACAAUGGAGCUUUCUUUAAGCAGUACUAAACAUCAAACAAGUAAUUAAUUGAACCAUAUCAAGUUUAAAUAAAAACUGUCAAAUUAUGUUGGGUGGUCUUGUUUUUUCAGCCCACAGUAAAAAGAAAUUUUGAACACAAAAUUAAACAGAACGCUACUGUUAAUUUGAAAAAAAUCGUAUUUUUCUUUAACUC
Molecule: messenger RNA, 1033 nt
Organism: Cimex lectularius (bed bug)
Lineage: Eukaryota; Metazoa; Arthropoda; Insecta; Hemiptera; Cimicidae
Product: rho-related GTP-binding protein RhoN-like
Exons: 5
Coding region: 1-552 (183 amino acids)
Biological process (GO): small GTPase-mediated signal transduction
Molecular function (GO): GTP binding; GTPase activity
Source: RefSeq, a predicted model, not a curated record